AUGGGUCAACCAGUGUGACCUCAUUCCUGGAGGAGGCUGAGUAUCUUGCCGAGGCUAGAAAGGAUGAAACGUUACUCGAUGGGCCGACCGUUAACAUUUAGGGAACCGACCCCACCGUCCGGACCGCCUUCUCCAGCAAGUAAUGGGUCGACGCUCAGCCUGUCGGCAGACUGGGAGGUGCCGCCGGAAAGGAAAAGAGACGCCGGGACCAGCACAGAACCGCCAGCCACCAGGACCGUGGGUACCGAUGGAUAUCACGUCUACCUGGGGUUGGGCCCCCGAAGCUGUUGGCGGUGUGGCAACGAAGGCCACCGACGAGAACACUGCAGAGGGGAGCGGGUGAAAUUUUGUUCUAGGUGUGGCUGCGUGGGUGUCCUAUCACGGGAUUGCUGUGCCCGAACCACCGACCGUGACCGCAGACCUCCCUUAACCACCGUCAGCCAGCGAGGAACCCCAAGCCGGAGCGGAUCCUCAGGAAGCAGGGCAGAGGCAUAUAAUUACAAAGUUUGUAAAAAUGGAACAUGUCAAAGCCAAAUAUACAAUAUCAUUGGUUUUUACAAAAUUCUUUGA
Messenger RNA from Coccinella septempunctata (seven-spotted ladybird), 570 nucleotides. RefSeq lists its product as uncharacterized. The record is from RefSeq and is a predicted model, not a curated record. Bases 64 to 570 code for a protein of 168 amino acids. The transcript has 3 exons. NCBI's taxonomy places the organism in Eukaryota, Metazoa, Arthropoda, Insecta, Coleoptera, Coccinellidae. Gene Ontology annotation, molecular function: nucleic acid binding; zinc ion binding.